Sander lucioperca (pikeperch) is the source of this 2983-nucleotide messenger RNA. It is a transcript of the gene avpr1aa, whose product is annotated as arginine vasopressin receptor 1Aa. Gene Ontology annotation, molecular function: vasopressin receptor activity; peptide binding. The transcript is spliced from 2 exons. Lineage: Eukaryota; Metazoa; Chordata; Actinopteri; Perciformes; Percidae. The coding region runs from base 1 to 1155 and encodes 384 amino acids. The record is from RefSeq and is a predicted model, not a curated record. Gene Ontology annotation, cellular component: membrane. Gene Ontology annotation, biological process: positive regulation of vasoconstriction; regulation of systemic arterial blood pressure by vasopressin; G protein-coupled receptor signaling pathway.
AUGGAAACGCUUGAAAACAACACCGUCCACCCGAAUGGAUCCGAUCCGUUUGCGCGAAACGAAGAAGUGGCCCAAAUCGAGAUAAUGGUCCUGAGCAUCACCUUCGUGGUUGCUGUGAUUGGGAAUGUGACCGUCCUGCUGGCAAUGUACAACACUAAGAAGAAGAUGUCGCGGAUGCACCUUUUCAUCAAACACCUCAGCCUGGCUGACCUGGUGGUCGCCUUCUUCCAGGUGCUGCCGCAGCUCUGCUGGAAGAUCACCUUCCGCUUCUACGGUCCGGACUUUUUCUGCAGGAUAGUGAAGCACCUCCAGGUGAUGGGGAUGUUUGCGUCCACCUACAUGAUGGUGAUGAUGACCCUGGACCGUUACAUUGCCAUCUGCCACCCUCUCAAAACCCUCCAGCAGCCCACCAAGCGCUCCUACAUCAUGAUCAUCUCCACGUGGAUAUGCAGCCUGGUGUUCAGCACUCCGCAGUACUUUAUCUUCUCCCUUAGUGAGAUCCAGAACGGCUCGAAAGUUAACGAUUGCUGGGCGCACUUUAUCGAGCCGUGGGGCGCCAAGGCGUACAUCACCUGGAUAACUGUGGGCAUCUUUCUCGUGCCCGUGGUAAUUCUCAUGAUGUGUUACGGAUUCAUCUGCCACAGCAUAUGGAAAAAUAUCAAAUAUAAGAAAAGGAAAUCGACGGCUGGUGUUGCGAACAAGAACGGGCUGAUUGGGAAGAAUUCAGUCAGCAGCAUUACAACUAUAUCAAGAGCCAAACUGAGGACUGUUAAGAUGACUUUUGUGAUUGUUUUGGCGUAUAUUGUUUGCUGGGCUCCGUUUUUCACAGUGCAGAUGUGGUCAGUGUGGGAUGAAAAUUUUCAGUGGGCUGAUUCUGAGAACACAGCAGUGACUCUGUCUGCACUCCUUGCCAGUCUCAACAGCUGCUGUAACCCGUGGAUAUACAUGGUCUUCAGCGGCCACCUCCUCCAGGAUUUUGUGCACUGCCUCUCCUGCUGCCUCAAAAUGAACCCUGACUUCAAGAAGGAGGACUCAGACAGCAGUCUCCGCAGAACAACAUUGCUGACAAAGAUAGCCAAUCGGAGCCCUACGGGUAGUUCCAGCAACUGGCAAGAGAUGGACAAUUCUCCCAAAUCUUCUAUUCAGGCGGAGUAAACUUGCAGUCAGACAACUCUGUUUACUGGGGUGGGAAUGAAAACAUGUCUGGGACUGGCAUCAAGUUACACAUACAGUAUCAACUCAUCUUAACUUUGGGCAUGACUGACAGUGACUGAAAUACCCCCAAAGUCCAAAACUAUAAAGCAAAUUAAGCUUUUUGCAUAUGAAUCAGGAGACAAGAGUGAAGAAAUGUCAUGUUGACUGAGAAUUUGCAACAAGGACAGUCAGUAUGGGCACAUUACCUGUUUUUUGCCUGAUUCUGUAUGCAAACGUAUUCUUUUCUUUUACAUAACCACAGCAAAAAAUAUUUGAAAAAACAUUGGGAAAAAGAAGUGAAAUUGCAAAGUUUUACUUCUAAGUUAUCAAGCUAUAUCACUACAAUUGUUAGUAAAAUCACUAGGUGCUGACAAUUAUUAUUUUACAUCAUUUUGUUGAAACAGUUUCAACAAAUUCAACAGUCCCAAGUAGUCAAGCUGAUUUUUAGAGUCCCAACAUGAUUCCUUUUUGAUACAUUUUGAAGAGAAAACACUUUUCCAGGAAUACUGAUGCUUUUACUAGUGGUUAGGUUUCUCUUCAGUGCCGCCGAACACCCUGUCCUGCUGCGAGCGUUUACAAAGAUAAAACUCACAUAGCAGCCAGAGAUGCGUGGUGGUGAAAAUGACUCCUCCAGACCGCACGUCUCUAAGUAACCGAGGCAGUCACCUCACCCUUUGUGUUUAGCUUUCCAUUUUGUUGUUUUUCUCAGAACCACAUUUUAGUGGCUUAUGUAAAAAGAAACCUUUUCUUUUGACCUAUCAUAAAAAAAAGAAAAAUAAUGGGUGUGGGGUUUAGACUACAUCUUUUAAUCAGGCCAUUGUGUGCAUCCACAUUUUCCCCAUUAUUUCAUGUUGCAGCUGGCAGUUAUUUGUGUGGGUCCCUAACGACUGGCUUUCAUUUCUGUUCAGUGGAGGCAGAUAGGAUCCCCUUGAAAAUAGCAGGACAUUCACCUACACAUACACACACGCACAUAGUGUAGGGGGCGGUGGGUGUUUAACAGUUGGAGCAGUCUACCUACCGACCCACACACCCAUCCCACAGCUUUCACAAAAUGUUGGGGAGAAGCUCACACAUUCCACACACUCUACGUCAACACAUUUCCUGAUUUUUUUCCUGACAUCCUGCACCAUUGGGGGUGGUCUGUUUUUUUGGCUUCAUUUGCACUCCAGACAAAAACAAUCUCCUGCACAUUAAUGCGAUGUGCAGCACAGUAAUGGUUGUCAGACCAACAUGAGAACAUGUACAUUAUGAUGUAUGAAGACAUUUCUAUCUGACUGUAUGGUAUAUUUUUUACAUAAAAGGCAAUUAAAUAUCUGUAAAUAGGAAUAAUAUAUGUAAAUCUGUUCAACACAAAUUAUGUUUGUCUAUAAUGGCUUGUGUACAUUAAAAAAAAAUCUAAAUAUACUAUAAAUACAGUAUAUGUUGAAAUAUACAUAUUGAUGCACUGAAUACUACACUGGCUUUGUCUCCUGUUUUACCCACCACGGCACGGAUGGUUUCACUUGCUUUAUUUGUGCUUCAUGCAGUUGCUGCACAGAAAUCUCUGGUGUUAUGUUUGCUGAAGCAAUACUGAACUUAUAUCUCUCGCCAAUCUAAGCAAUAAUUACCUGCCAAGCUCUGGGAUGAUGCCGUUAUUAUGAUGUCUAAAAUAAUGUGAAAAAGAAGUUCUGUUAAAGGGAGGAAAGCUGCCCACCCCUGCAGAACUUAAAAUAUAUAAACAGACAAUGUAAUAGCUUGUAAAACCAUUGAAUGGAAAUGUACCUGUACCUAUAAAAUCAAAAGAAAGAAA